Molecule: messenger RNA, 6633 nt
Organism: Varroa destructor (honeybee mite)
Lineage: Eukaryota; Metazoa; Arthropoda; Arachnida; Mesostigmata; Varroidae
Gene: tbc
Product: trabuco
Biological process (GO): activation of GTPase activity
Molecular function (GO): GTPase activator activity
Source: RefSeq, a predicted model, not a curated record
GAGCUUACAUGCCCCUGUGACGGGGCUUGCACCGACACACCCACCAUCUAGACUGGGUUAGAAGCAGCAGCAGUAGCAGCAACACAUUGUAGUGCUAGUUUCGGUGAUCGAGGUAGUCGCUCGUUUCUCAUGACUAUUUAAAGAGGUUUGCCAUUUGCUGCCAUUAUGUGCAAUCCAUACGCUUAAGUUGUACGCAACGAAACUUUAAUCUAGGUGUUACCACGCGAAGCCAGUGGUAACUUGGUAGUUAACGGUGCGCUGCUCAACGCGAGGGCAUCGCUGUCACGAAAGUCGAUCGAGAUCCGUUGACGGAUCUAGUUGACGUCAGAGGUGCAGCCAUCGGGAGUUGGUUAGUCACUAUAUACUGGACUACUACCACAGAGUUUGGUGGUCGGGUGUCUGGUGGUUACAGGAGAAAGACGGCAGAGCUCUCAGCUGCUGCUGUGACUUCCUGCUAUUCGCUCCAAUCGUGGCUGGUGAUACUGUGCGUGCUGCAGCUGUUGUUGGUGAUGCCGUUGAAGCUGUGAUAGUGGCCGUGGUACUUGCAAAGUGUAGUGACGGCUCCAGCCGAGUAAGAGAGGAGGUUUGCACGCUUACUUAUCUGUCGAAGUAACCAGAGACUUUGAAUGAUGCUAGAUUAAUGAUCAGAGUCCAGUUGUCCGGGCUGGUUGUCAACUGAUGGUAGACUCGUGACGAUUAUGCUUUGCUCUUUUGUUGUCGUGGUUGUCCAGUCGUUACUAACAGUUGGUGAUUGACCGUUGCUACCAGUUGCCAGCAGUUCCCUGCAGUGUGAUAGGCGGAGAACGAGUGAGAGUGGAUUUAAUGAAGCAGGGGGAAUAAGUAAGAAGUAACGGUGUGGUCCGCUUUUGUCUAUUAGCUGAUCAGCUAAUAGUUGAUUUUGUCACUGUUUGUUCCCUGUCUAUUGUUGCCCCUGUUGUGUGCUUGUCCGAACGAGGCGCGCGUAUUCCAACGAAACCGGCAACAACGACAACGGCAACAGCAUCUCACGCACGACACGGCAAGGCAGGCUAGACACAAACGGCGUGUUAGUGGCGGCAAACACCAUAAAGCAGAGACCGACUGAAUGGAUACCGAGGAGGUAGCAGCACCAGCUCCAUCUCAACCCAUCGUGGCUCGGAACCGUCUCAUCGGAGUAUUCCGAAAUAAGUCAGAGACGAAUGACGGCGCCGGACCGCCUAAAGAAACUCACGCUUUUGAGCAAGUCGAGGUGUCUGAUCGACUAUUGAAGACUGUUAAAAAAGAGGUAAAGCAAAUUAUGGAAGAGGCCGUUACACGCAAAUUCGUCCACGAGGAAAGCAGUACCAUAACUUCGCUGUGUGCCGCUGUGGAUGCUUGUCUCUCACACGGACUUCGUCGUCGAGCACUCGGCUUAUUUAAAACAAACUCGACCACGGCCCUUCUCCAGAAAAUUGCAAAGAGCUUUCCUCCAGCAUUUGAAGUGGUGCAGAUCGUUGAACGCAUUGAACAUAUCCAGGAUGGUAACAAACGGUCUUCCUCAUCCGGGGACAGCACGUCAGGUACUCCGCAACGUCAGGCAACUUCCAGUGCCUCAGGCUCCGGAAAAAAUCGUUCAGUUGCCGCGGUCGGUAUACGUUACUUGUGGAUUCGUGUGGCCCUGUUCGAGAAGCACCUCGCCAAACUCGUCGAUUAUCUCGUAGAAAAUGCCAGUAAAUAUUAUGAGAAGGAUGCUCUUGUUGCUGACCCCGUAUCCGGACAAAUACUCGCUUCACUUCUUGUUGGACCCUGUGCAUUAGACUAUUCUCGUAUGAAGACCCAAGAUCACUUCUGGACGGAUCCUCCAGCUGAUGAGCUCUUACAGCGUCAUAAACUAAGUAAUGCGCUCGGUGGGUCGAUAAUGCCGCAACAAAACAGACAGGGUACCCACCCUAAGCCGACAACACCACCUAAUGCAUCUAAGCGACCCACACUAAGUUAUCGACGAGCAGCCGGCAGCAGCAGUGAGGAUUCCGUUAGUGGCCGUGUAUUUCAGUCGGGACCAGGUACUGGAAGCGGUAGCACAGGAAGUGUUGGAAGUGUGGGAACGAACCAGGCACGUGAUUACGUCGAAAGUCUCCAUCAAAACCCCCGCUCAACGCUGAUUUAUGGAAAAAAUAAUGUUGUUGUCCACCCGCACAACUGCCCAGAGCCCUUGCGAGGCUAUUUAUCGCUGCAUCACGAACCGUCUGCGGCCGGACUUGUACUCAAAUGGACUCCGAAUCAGCUCAUGAAUGGCAGUGGCGAUUCGACGACAGGUGCUCCAUGCGAAUAUAGCAACGGCUCUGCGGCCACUCAUUCCAUCUACUGGGAACAUGCGAUCAAGGUGAAGAUGUCCGAGGUGGUUUAUUUGCAUUGUCAUCAAAACGCCGAUCAGGAAGGCAGUUUAGUCUUGGUCGGACAGGAUGGGGUACAGCGACCUCCGAUCGUGUUUCCGAAAGGUGACAGCCGCCAACUGCUGCAGUUCCUGGCCUGCCUUGAGGGCGCCCUGCUACCACUAAGCAGACUCGAUCCGCCAUUGGCCACACAGACGAUUCACAGUAAUCAUACGGGAGGGAAAGUGCUAGCCAAACUGAAGCGUCAGAGCAUGCCAGCAUCGAACGAACAAGACCUUGUGUUUCGUGUAAUACACGGCCACGGUCAUAAGUCUUCCGUUAUGAGUCAACAAACGAGUAGCAGCUCGUCGGAUGAGUCUGUGGACGCCGAUGAGGCGAUCGAAAUUGAGCCGAUUGUUGCAGAAGACCGGAAGAAAGAGAGGCCGAAAAAUUCAGCGGAAAUAACUAAAUUAGGUGAUGAAAGUUUAGAAGCUUUAUGUUCAACAAUGAAGCGGCAGAUUCUCAGCAGGGCAUUUUAUGGGUGGUUGGCACAUUGUCGACACUUACGCACUGUACGUACCCAUCUGUCUGGACUAGUUCAUCCACUUGCGGCUCCAGCCACAGAUCAACCUCUAAGCUGCACAAGAUGGCAGGAACUUUUGGCUAAUGACGGGUCGAUCAGAGAUCCUCAAGAGGUGCUCCGCCUGGUCUAUUUCGGCGGGGUUGAACCAAAUCUUCGAAGCAAGGUGUGGCCGUAUCUUCUCGGCCACUAUAAAAUGAGUUAUACGUACAAGGAGUGUCACCAGAAAGACAAUAAGAGUCAGGAGGCGUUUGAGACAACCAUGUCUGAAUGGUUGGCCGCAGAAGCCAUCGUGCGCCAGCGGGAUAAGGAAACUGCUGCCGCCUUGCGCCUUUCGUCUGGCGGUUCAACGACGCAGUGUUCGGAGAUCCCUCUAGCGAUGUCGCACGCGCUAAGCAGUGACAAUAAUGAUGUGUUCGAGGAUGAUAGUGCUAUUACGGAGGGAAAUGAAGCAACGAAAUCAACAAUCCUCGAUGAAAAUCAUGCAGACAGUAAUGUUGUGGUUAGCGGUGUUUUGGAAUGUACAACGAAGCUAUCCUGUGAAGAGAACGAUCUUGAAGAUAAUUAUAAUGACAAUCCUGAAGAGAACGAAAAUGAACGAACAUCAGCAGGAGAUCAGGCAGCUUUCGGUUGUCUCCAAGGGCCUGAGCUUUCUAAUUCAUUGUCUUUGCAUGAAUUAACAGUGGAGCCUAGAAGCGAAUGCGCUUCGCCGGCGUCGUCUUCAGGAGCUGCAUUUACGUCUGAUCUGCUAGACUUAUUCGGCCUAAAUAUGCACCGAAUCGAUAAGGAUGUUAGACGCUGCGAUCGCAACGUGUCCUACUUUGAAAAUGGGGAUAAUUUGGACAAGUUGCGAAAUGUCAUGUGUACAUACGUGUGGGAACAUCUGGAUGUUGGUUACGUUCAGGGAAUGUGCGAUUUAGCCGCCCCAUUGCUUGCUGUCUUCGAUGAUGAGGUAAUGACCUACUCAUGCUUUUGCGAACUCAUGAAAAGGAUGGCAGCCAAUUUCCCUCAUGGGGGAGCGAUGGAUGAACACUUUGCCAACAUGCGAUCAUUGAUACAGAUUUUGGACAACGAAAUGUUUUCGUUGAUGCAGCAAAAUGGGGAUUACACUCAUUUUUACUUCUGUUACCGAUGGUUUUUACUCGACUUCAAACGAGAGCUGGUUUACGAUGACGUUUUCCAGGUGUGGGAGACAAUUUGGGCAGCACAACACGUUGCCAGUCCUUCGUUCGGUCUCUUCGUCGCAUUAGCAAUGGUUAAAUAUUAUCGCGAGAUUAUCCUCGAGAACCGCAUGGACUUUACUGAUAUUAUCCGCUUCUUUAACGAGAUGGCGGAGCGGCACGACACAACUGCAAUACUGAAUAUUGCAAGACAGCUUGUGCUCGAGAUCCAGAACCUCAUCGAUACAUCAAAGUGAUCUACUGGAGAGCCAGGUAGAGAGGGGAACGGAUAUACUGAUAGAAGCAGCUUCGCGUAGUAGCGCUCCUGUAUCCUUGCUGUAUCCUUAUUAAACUAUUCUCGUAUAGUGAUAGCAUUACUAUGCUUGAUAGUACUUGCUAAUGCUAAUAUUGACACAGAUAGGUGAGGCGUAGGAACGUGUUGUUUAAUGUUUGUAUUUUGCUCCGUUAGAAACACAAAACAUCCGCGUUUUCUCAUAGAUGGAGGGUCGAUUAGUCAGAUAGGAGGUCAUGUAAGCGCUAUUGUCUUAUAUAUAUAUAUAUACCAAAAUAAAAGGUGGUAGUACCCUGCUGUGAAGAAAUAUACGAAGAAAACAAGCAGACAUAUAACGGAUACGAUCAUUCGUCGCCAUCAUGCGUUCAUAGAAAGAAGGAUAGAAAUAUGAACACAAGAAUACUGAAUACGCAUAUAGAUGUUAAUGCAUAUACAAUUAUCUACUGAACGAUAUAUGCUAGGUACUAGUUAGACAACAAACAGACAAACAAAUCGAAAAUGUUAUUCGCGUCCACAACUUGAAUGAAUUUAUCAGAUUUGAUUUUUUUGUAUGCGUUGGUCGUCCUGCUUUAAAAUUUCGAAGAUAAGUGCUAUCAUAGACAAUGAUUGAUAAUAGCUCGGAUAUAGCAUUUUCCUCUCAAUAAGCUCUAUUCGCCAUUGUCUAAGUCGAUGUAAUCGGGCGAAGUAUAAAGCUGAUAUUGUAAAGAAAGUCGAGACAAACUGAAGCAUCAAAACCAGCACAUGAAUCUAGCAAGAUGCAUGACAUGAGUUAAAACAACAGAACUAUGCUCAGUUCUCUGAAUGCCGCCGUGCCAGUCGGCUUUAUACCAUCGAACAAAAAUAUAUUACGUGACAACAUCGUUUACCUCGUUCAUUCGUGGUGUCCGUAUUAUUGUCAUUACUCAUAUACUCGUUGUCAAUAAAGAGCAAAGCUAUGAGCGAAUAUUGCGCCAUGAUGCAAUGACAUUAACAACACUGAGUUUUUCCAUAGCACUCAGUACAUUUUAAUAAUAGACUUAGUAUCGUUUGUUAUUUGUGCUGUAGGCAUAGAAUAUUGUUGUCAAUAGGAGUUAGGACGACUUAAUUGAACUAUAUAUGCGUUCACUAUGUAAGACUGAGGUCAGCUAUGGAAGAACUCUUUGAUAGCGUGUGUAGUUCCCUAUGGUAAAUGAACUGCACAUGGGUAUUUUGUCGGUUUAUUUAUGUGUUUUCAGCAGAAGGUAACACGUUUUAAUCUCGUUUAAAAAAUGUAACUCAUUAUUGUAAAAAAUUGUUACUCAUCCGAUGUAUAUGUUAAUUAUUACGCUUUCACUAAUUGUAAGGGUUCCGGUUGUAGCUAACACGUAUAUUUUACGAAUGAGUUUAGCGCGAGGUGCAAGUAUAUCUUUUACUGACUUACGGGUCUUUCGAUAAUUCUUGUUUUUUUUCUGCAUUUAAGUCGAUCUUCUUCGAUUUACCUGUGUUUAUUCAAUUCAUCCGAUUUAGCCUGUUCUCAUGGCCAGCUGUAAUGUCACAAUAUCAGAUACAUAUUAUCUGAUAUUUGAUAAAUACGCAAUUUCGAAAAACGCAUUCUAUUAAUAUAGUAAUCUAACUAAUAAUCUUCUUACAUAUUGUCACGGAAAGCGUCUUUCGUAACGUUUGUAAUUUUCGUUUUCCAUCGUAACUUCCGUUUGAUGUAUAGCAAUAUCUAUGUGAUCGUGGUUCGUGUAGCGAUAGAUUACAUAGGUAUCGGGAACAUGACCGCGUUUCCAACUAGAGAAAAUCGCAUCUCGUAAUUAAUUUGUAAAUGAUUUACUUAGACCUUAGAACAGUUAAGUACGGUUCAUUUUUAGUGAGUAUUAAGUUUAAAUUACCAGGAAAAGUAGCGUAAUGUGUAAGCCAAGCCAAACCAGGGCAUACCAGCUGGGCAAAAUAUUUUCUGCCUUUGAUCUAUGGGCUUGGAAUACGGAAAUAUAUUGGAAUUUAAUCAAAUCAUUACCAUAACUAAUUUUAAUAGAUUAAUCUUUUGGGUGGAUAGAGUAGGAAAGAAUAAACUUCGAAUGGGUUACUCAUACACAUAUAGAAAAUAUCAAACGCCGAGAUUCGAGUCUAAUAGGACAGAACUUGAACGAACACAUAGAAAAACUAAUCCAGAAAUAUACUGUUAUUACAAGCGAUGUCGUAAUAAGAACAAGACAAUAGUUAAGAUGUUAGUAUUUGGAAAAGGUGGCCACAGAUCUUACAUGGGCCACUCACCUACCUGUAAUUCGAUCUAAUUGACGUCAAAACGCA